Molecule: messenger RNA, 2562 nt
Organism: Ramularia collo-cygni
Lineage: Eukaryota; Fungi; Ascomycota; Dothideomycetes; Mycosphaerellales; Mycosphaerellaceae
Exons: 1
Coding region: 1-2562 (853 amino acids)
Biological process (GO): DNA replication initiation
Cellular component (GO): DNA replication preinitiation complex
Source: RefSeq, a predicted model, not a curated record
AUGCAGACCAUGUCAUUUCUUAACGAUGCAUCAAUAGACGGUGCGCGGUCUGGGAACGAGUCCGCGCGCAAGAGAAGUCGAGACGAACAAAGCCUCCCACGCGCCAUUGACCGACGACCUUUUACGAUACAAACGGACGCCAACGACCCAUUCGCAAAGCCACAAACAUUUGCGCCUCUAUGCCUACUGUCCCGUGCUCAGCUCCCGCUGGCGUAUUUGGACACAGCCCAGGAUGGAAGCCGCUUGUUCUCAGCUGUGAUUGAACUUCUUGAGACUUGUCAUGAUUACGAAGACGAAGUCAAUGUGCUGAUUGUGGCGGAUGAAAGAGCGGGUAGAAUGUACGCUGUGGAGCGUGUGCAACAGCGUAGGUACGCGCUCUGUCGGUUGGGUACCUGGGUGAAGGAGCACGAAGUUAUGACACGCGCGACGCUGGACGUACGAGCCGAAGAGCCUCCGAAGAAACGAUACGCUUUGCCAGCUGGUGGGCAAGAUCGACCGUGGUGGAUGUCCGCGAGUGUAGAGGUCAAGAAAGAAGGACUCGGAGAGAUUGGAGUGAAAGAGAGCAAGCCAAAGCUACUGAUGCUGAGCGCUGCCAUCUCAGCAGAACCUUCAGCCCUUCUCAACGGAUCUCAAACGGCUGUCCACGACGGUACGGAACCCGUCGAUGGGGCUCCUUCGCUUCUCGAGCCCUCCUCGGCCACCCUCGAGGAGCUGGCGAAGCAAUACAUGGAGACGGUCUAUCUCUCUCGUACUCCGCUGGCCUACUUCGUCAAGGGACCGCUUGCGCGUGCCCGGACCGCGUUCUCCAUGCAGCCCAUGGACCUCAUAUCCUUCCUUCGAGGGGCUAUCAUGCCAUCUCCUGCCAUGGACAAGAAGUUUCGCGAUGUCAUUGCGGACCAUGUGAAAGACCUGCCUGACUUUGACGCAGAGUCUGCCGCAGCGAAACCGAAGCCGCGGAAGAAACGCAAGUGGAAGUCCACGCGCGACAAGUCCGGGCUAUUCGCGGACGAGAAGACCUACAUUGAACGGUGGUGGCGAAAAGAAGAUGAUUUGGAUGGCAUGCCAGGCUCGGCCGAGAGCACUGAAUCCCUGAUGAAGCGCCGCUUGCAGAAGCUGCGCAGUCGAGAGACAUUUCUGCAGAUCAUCGUGAUUCUGGAGACACGAGCUUUGGAAUCCAGUGUUCCCGCUGCAGAUCUAACGCCUGCAUGUGAGGCUCCAGAUACUCAAGCACAAUCUGCGGAGACGCAACCCACGACAGAGGGGAAGAAGCCGAGAAAGAAGAAGGAAAUUGACGUAUCUGCUACCUUGGAAUUGCUAAUCGACCGUCUGGUCAUCUGGCACUCGCUACAACAAUAUUCGCCAGCGAAGACUGGUACCAAUGGCAGUGAAGGUGCAGCUGAAGAAGUGAAUGACGAUCUAAAAACCUUUGCUUCAGAAGUCRUCAUGCCAUUCUACGGAAGUCGAAUACCAGAACUAGCGAACGCUACGAGCGAGAAGCUGGGAGGACCCACAUUGCCCAUUCCUGGUAGGAAGACUUUCGCAGGUCGGAAGAAGCCAGGUGAACCAGCAGAACGACAAGCCCCAGGGAAGAUGCCUCGAAGGCCGCUGGCUAGAGUGUCAACAGAAACUCUCAAUCGUCCCGACAACAGGCCACCGAUGUUGCAUCGUUCUGCCACCGAUUCAUUGGCGCCGCUCAUCAAGCGAGAGCACAGUGAAACACCUGCCGCGCUUGGAAGCAUAACAGCAGCUGAGCCAAGAGGACGACCGGCCAAGGCGGGAUCAUCAAGACGCGUUGAUCUGCUGCAACAAAUGACUGCAAAUCGUCGUGAAGUCGAUCUUACCGCCAUGUCCAAAGUCAAUGAACAGAAAAUGCGCGUGCAGGCCAAGGUUCAGGAACAACUGAACAGUGUCCUCGUUACAUUGAAGAAGCCUAAUAGACAAUUGGCCAAUGAAGAAGUGGCCAAGAGAACGGAUGAAAAGUUCGCACAGGUAGUUGGCAAAGGCAAGACUGGCCAACAAGCACGUAAAGCGACGGGCAGCAGGGUGAUCCAGGCGACCCCGAGAGUCAAAGCUACUCCAGCACAGAAACGACGGACUCAGCAACCCCCAGAAGAAAAGUCUACUUCAAUGGUGCCCUCGUCCACGGCCAGACUGUUCGCCAGGUUCGACGACCACACUAGCAGCAGUGUUACGAUCCCGCAGACUGGUCACAGAAAACGGCACUCCAAUGUCGAAGACACGCCCUCUCGAGGGUUUGCCCAUUUCAUGCCCAAGGAACUUGUAAGACCACCCGGCACUCUAUUGGAGUCCCCUACUGCGAGUCGCUUGGCUCCCAUCGCGGAAACUCCGUCGAGGCCAGUGUCGAGGCCAGAUUUCGCAGCGCCCAUUACGAGUACUCCGGCCAGAGGCAUGGGCUUCGCAGGUCGAUUAGAAGCCAGUCAGUCGAAAUGUGCCACUUCUUCGCGAUCGGCAAAGGAGAAGGGCAAUGGUGUGAGGAACGACAGCAAGACGUUAUAUGCUGAUCUGGGCUGGGAAAGCGAUGAUUACGAAGAACUUGACUGA